AUGGACUACGCACAUUACUUGGCGCUAUACUACUUUAUCACCGAGGGAACUUAUCCCCGAGACAUGAAUGACAACAAGCUAAGACGGCGUAUCCGCAACAAGGCCGCAAAAUACUUACCUUUCCGAGGCAAAUUGUAUCUCAAGAAUAAAGAAGGCGAUUUUGGACAAGAAGUUUUACAUUCGGGCAAUGUCAUGGAAGUUAUCAAGAAGGUGCACAGAGAAGGACACAUGGGGAUUAACAACACUUGGCGAAGGAUGAGGGUACAGUAUGAGGGUUAUCAACUUUAUGAGCGUGUACGUGAGUAUGUGGAAUCAUGUGAGCAAUGUCAACUACGAGCAAGGAGGCGGUAUGUUCCACAUGAGGAAGCACACCCGAUACCUACACCAUCAAGACCCUUUUACAUGAUUGGAUGCGAUGCCGUUGGACCUAUUAAUCCACCUAGCAAGAAUGGGAACCGGUAUUUGUUGGUAGCCGUUGACUAUUUAACACGAUGGCCUGUUGUGGCAGCGGUACCAAACAUCAGCGAGAAGACUACGGCGUCCUUUUUGUUCAAUUGCGUUGUCAAGGAUUUUGGGGUGCCAACAUACAUAUUAACUGAUCGAGGUGCCAACUUCAAGUCCGAUUACGUGCAUAAUUUUCUCAAGUGGAUGGGUUGCAAGCCUUUGACUACGACUGCGUUUCGACCUCAAGUUAACGGAUUAUGUGAACGAAUGAAUCAGACUAUUGUUGAGGUGCUAUCAAAAGUGUGUCAGGAUCAAGGUAUGCUGCAACGUUGGGAUGAGUGUUUGGCUUCGGCUGUACUUGCUAUUCGCUCUACACCGAAUGAUGCUACCGGUUUCAGCCCUGCCAUGCUUCUUUAUGGUUAUGAUACUCGCACGCCUGCCACUUGGCCCGAACCGAGGAAGGAUUACGUCGAGGGAAGAUUAGCCGAUGAGAUUACAAGUCGUAUCAAGGUCAUCGAUAACAUUAUGCAGCAACAUCGCGAAUUGUCUCGUCAACGUACACAACAAAAACAACAACAACGAAAGCAACGAUAUGAUCAACACGUGGUGCAUAAGCGUUUUCAAGUUGGUGAUCAAGUAUUGAUGAUGGACAAAUAUAAACCACAGAAGUUGGCAAAUCGAUGGAUCGGACCGAUGAUUGUGAUGCGUGUAAAUCAACAUGGAACGUAUUGGUUGCAAGGACCUGGAGGCAAACGUUUGGAUGGUGCGGUGAAUGGGGAUAUGUUAAAGCGAUGGAAAUCGAAGGACAAGCUCAUACCCGAUGUUAUUGCUCAACGUGCAGAUCGACAGCUACAAGCGUAUAUUGAGCGUAUACAACCUGGACAAUGA
Lichtheimia ornata is the source of this 1332-nucleotide messenger RNA. RefSeq lists its product as uncharacterized. Lineage: Eukaryota; Fungi; Mucoromycota; Mucoromycetes; Mucorales; Lichtheimiaceae. The coding region runs from base 1 to 1332 and encodes 443 amino acids. The transcript has a single exon. Gene Ontology annotation, molecular function: nucleic acid binding. Gene Ontology annotation, biological process: DNA integration. The record is from RefSeq and is a predicted model, not a curated record.